AGAUGACGUUACGAAUUCCAUAUCCGCUCGUCUUCAGAGUAUUCUAGAAAAAUGGAGUCGUUUUCAACUGUCUUACGGAAUAUUAGUCAGGUUUCAGAUGAAGAUGAACAGGAAAUUCGUACUUUGGGAGAAGCUGUUCAAAAGGCAAAGCAUAUUAUUCAAGACUUUCAAAAGCGAGGUGAGGCUCUUCAGGAAGAAGUUAAUAAAGCUGAACAAAAGCUAAAAGAUGUUGAUAAGAGCUGCGGCAAGAAGGAAAUUUAUUUGAGAAUCAAUGAAGCUUUAUUGCAAAAAUUCAAAGAUAAGUACUCCAUAUUACAAAUGGGAAUAAUGGAAGCUCAGGCGGACUAUGAUGAGGAACUGUGUAAUUCGUUGAAAAAAUCUUUAGCUAUACCUGCAAUAGAUAUAAAUUUAUCAGAUUGCUGGUCAGAAAUAGAUACUUUACGACGAGAGAAUAGAGAGCUAGAAAACCAUGAAAUAAUAAUUAAAUCAUUAAAAUGUCGUAUAAACGUUGCAAGGCAGAAAAGAGAGACACUUGGAGAAGAGUUUAAAGGUAUUCAAACUGAGAUUUUUGGAUGUAGAAAAAGAUUAUCAACCCUUUGUAAAGAUUACCUCGCUAUACAGGAUAUUAAGAGAGCAAGAAUUAAUCAUAUAAAAAAGCAGAAUUAUAGGAAACGAAUAACUAUUCAGUGA
Messenger RNA from Dimorphilus gyrociliatus, 690 nucleotides. NCBI's taxonomy places the organism in Eukaryota, Metazoa, Annelida, Polychaeta, Dinophilidae. The record is from the annotation of a GenBank genome assembly.